Molecule: messenger RNA, 2274 nt
Organism: Falco peregrinus (peregrine falcon)
Lineage: Eukaryota; Metazoa; Chordata; Aves; Falconiformes; Falconidae
Gene: MELK
Product: maternal embryonic leucine zipper kinase
Exons: 15
Coding region: 326-2032 (568 amino acids)
Biological process (GO): microtubule cytoskeleton organization; intracellular signal transduction; protein phosphorylation
Cellular component (GO): cytoplasm
Molecular function (GO): tau-protein kinase activity; ATP binding; protein serine/threonine kinase activity
Source: RefSeq, a predicted model, not a curated record
GGCGCAGCCCGCGGGAGGAAGCGGCCGCUGCAGCAUCCUCGGGGGUCCCGGUCGCUGCCCUGCGGAGGAGGCUGUGGCGGAGCCCGCUCUCGCUGCCCGGCGUUAGCGAGGAGCCCCUGAAAGAGGCCAGCGCCUUGUGCCCUCAGCCUGCGGGCGUCCGGGCUUACUUGCCCGGUGACUUUAUUGCUGGUUGUGCAGCACCGGAGCUGCAACAGCUGUGCUUUCGGUUCCUGUGGGUCUGCUCUGAGUGGAGGCGUGUGGACACUGGCUACGCUUUCUCCUUGCAGGUGCUGAAAAGAAUUGCACUGCCCGUUUUCGUCCCAGAAUGGCUUCAGCUGACUAUCAGGAAGUUCUCCAGUACUACGAUUUAUAUGAAACAAUUGGAUCUGGUGGGUUCGCAAAGGUAAAACUUGCGCGACACCUCCUCACUGGUGAAAAAGUUGCAAUAAAGAUCAUGGACAAACUUGCUCUAGGGGAUAGCUUGUCUUCCAUCAAACUAGAAAUUGAUGCCAUGAAAAACUUAAGUCACCAGCAUAUUUGCCGGUUGUAUCAUGUGAUAGAGACAUCCAAGAAUAUAUUCCUGGUCUUAGAGUACUGUUCUGGAGGAGAGCUAUAUAGUUAUGUAACCUCCAAAUGCCGUCUUUCUGAAGAGAGAAGUCGAGCAUUUUUUCGGCAGAUUGUUUCAGCAAUUGCUUAUGUUCACAGUCAGGGAUAUGCCCACAGGGAUGUCAAACCAGAAAAUGUACUGGUUGAUGAGGAACAUAAUUUGAAGCUGACAGACUUUGGACUUUGUGCAAAACCAAAGGGUGGCCUUGAUAAACCCCUGCACGCACGCUGUGGAAGCCCAGCUUAUGCAGCACCAGAGGUGAUUCAGGGCAAACCAUAUAUUGGCUCAGAGGUAGAUGUUUGGAGCAUGGGAGUACUGCUGUAUACUCUACUGUGUGGCGUUCACCCCUUUGAUGAUGCUGGUGAUAAUACCAUCGUGUCUGUCUACAGGAGGGUACUGGUGGACCCAAAGAAGCGCAUUACGGUUAAGCAGCUGUUACAUCACCCCUGGCUCAUGGAAGGUUAUUCUCGUGCUGUUAAGUGGCAAACUGACUACCCGCUGGUACAACUUGAUGAAGAGUGUAUAGCAGAGCUUUCUGUGUUUUAUAAACAAAGCAAGGAGACUAUAUUGGAUUUAAUAUCAGAGUGGAAAUAUGAUGAAAUGUCCGCAACGUAUCUCUUGCUUCAAUCCAAGAAGGCUCGUGGCAAGCCUAUUAGCUUAAGGGCUCCAUAUCUAAUGGGGCAUGCCAGUACAAUGCAACCAGUAGGCUUCAAGCAUUCAAGGCAUGAUGCUCAACUGGAUGAUACAGAAUUCACAACGUCAACUUCAGUGACAAGAAAAGGGGCACCAGAGAAGCAUAAAAACAAAGAGAAUGUUAGUCCAGAGUCAGCUUCAAGAAAUGAAAUGCCCUUUGCACUUCCUGCAAAGAGUCAAAUUGAGACACAAGUACAAACCGCACCUGCCUUCAAAGAGAAUCCACUCCCUGUAGUCACCGCAACUAAGAAACCCACAAACACAGACGAAUUGUCAGCAGCUGAGGCUCUUACAGAAAGAAGGUGUUCAGGGGAGUUGGAUCCUGACUUAACUCAGAUGGUUACCAGACAAAAGAAGAGGAAAGCCAAACUACUUGAAAAUCUUGAAAGAGGCCUAGAUAGAAUGACCAAUAUGCUUACACCAAACAAAAAGAAACUAUUCACUAGAGAUUGCCCGAGGAAAGUGAAGGCAUGCAGUAAUGUUACCACCACACAGCUACUGAAUCCAGACCAACUGUUGAGUGAAAUAAUCACUGCGCUUACAAAGAAUCAUGUGGAAUAUGUUCAAAAGGGUUAUUGCCUGAAAUGUGAAACACUGUCUGUCAAGUUUGAGUUAGAAGUAUGCAUACUGAGUAAACUCGGAGUAACAGGUCUCCGGCAACAACGGCUUAAAGGUGAUGCCUGUGUCUACAAGAGAGUAUUGGAAGGCAUCUUAUCUAGCUGCCAGCUAUGAUGGGCUGAUGUAUGUACUGAGAAAGUAGCAGGUUUGCACCAAAGUUUUAGUCAAAUAUUUUAGAAAGGUCUGUUCAGAAAAGUAAAAGAUUUUCCAAAUACAGCUAUGAAUGCUGCAAAACUAAUCUUCCUUGUUUUUAACUUUUAUUUACAGAACGUUUAUUACAAGUUUUACAAUAAUGGAGAUGUUAUGUAAGUUUUUCCCUGUCUCCUGCAUAUUUUACAUGUACAUGGAUUAAAGUA